UUUUUUUUUUUAAAUAGUUCGAAACUUGAUUGAGAUUCAUCAAACCAACAAUUCUCAUCGUCUUUCAUCCAAAUCUACAAAAAAUAGUUUAGUUGUAGACUUGUAUAUCUGCUUGGUUGGCUUCCAUGUAGAAUUCGUAUGUGUCAGCUGUAUUAUCAAUAAGCAGAAUAUGGGAACAGAAAUUCCUGAAAGCGAAAGGUUUGCUUACAGCAGUCCUCUAAACAAACCCAACUCCGGUGCUACCGAAAAUAUUAAAAGCAGCAACAGCAGUAAAUCCCACGUUGUAGAAGAACCGUACGUUGAGAUCACUAUGGAUCACGUUUGUGAUAAUUCUGUUGUUGUUCAAAGCGUUCAAACUGUUGCUGUCGUUGCUGAUAUUGAAAAAGAUCCCCAGUUGAGUACUUUACCUGCUAGAGAUCUCGAGAAGAGUACCUCAUUUGGUUCCUCAAUAGUAAAAAGCGCUUCUGCACGUAUCAAGAAGGUCUCUCAGGAACUGAAGCGAUUCACUUCAUUCUCAAAACAAUCCACUCCUCCAACUCAUUUUGAUAGGAAGAAGUCCACAGCAGCUCAUGCUUUAAAGGGCCUCAAGUUUAUCAGCCAGAAAGAUGGCGGUAUUGGAUGGUCUGCCGUUGAGAAGCAAUUUGACAAGCUCACUGCUUCCACCAAUGCCUCCCUUCCUCGUUCGCUAUUUGGCAAUUGCAUAGGAAUGGACGAGAAGUCAAAGGAAUUUGCUGGCAUGCUGUUUGAUGCGCUUGCUCGGAAGCAUGGUAUUAAGGGUGAUUCCAUCAAUAAGUCCCAGCUGAAAGAGUUCUGGGACCAGAUUUCUGAUCAGAGCUUCGACUCCAGGCUUCGAACUUUCUUUGACAUGGUUGACAAAGAUGCGGAUGGCAGAAUCACUGAAGAAGAAGUCAGAGAGAUUAUCUGCCUAAGUGCUUCUGCCAACAAACUCACAAAUAUUCAGAAACAAGCAGAUGAAUAUGCAGCCUUGAUCAUGGAAGAGUUAGAUCCAGAACAUAAAAAAUACAUCAUGAUGGACAACCUGGAAAUGCUUCUGCUGCAAACACCAAGUCGGUCCAUAGGACGUAGAGAUAGCCAGAAUCUGAGCCGGAGGUUGAGCCAAAAGCUCAAAGCCACACAGGAGAACAACCUCUUAAGGAGAUGGUGUCAAAGAACAGAGUAUUUCUUACAGGAUAACUGGCAAAGAGUGUGGGUAAUUGUAUUGUGGAUUGGGGUUAUGUCAGGCCUAUUUGCAUACAAGUAUUUGCAGUAUCGAAAUAAAGCUGCAUACGAGGUUAUGGGCCAUUGUGUAUGCAUGGCUAAAGGUGCAGCCGAGACACUUAAAUUGAACAUGGCUCUUAUCUUGCUACCAGUCUGCAGAAACACAAUAACCUGGCUUAGGAAUAAGACCACACUAGGUGUCGUAAUCCCUUUUGAUGACAACCUCAAUUUCCACCAGAUGAUAGCAGGGGGAGUUGCAAUUGGAGUUGGAAUUCAUUCAAUUUUUCAUAUGGCUUGUGAUUUCCCUCGCCUUAUUCUUGCAAGCAGUGACAGGUAUAAGCCGAUGGAAACUUUCUUUGGGAAGCAACCUUUAAAGUACUGGAAUUUUGUUAAGUCAGUGGAAGGAGUGACUGGAAUUAUAAUGGUAGUGUUGAUGGCAAUAUCCUUCACACUAGCUUGCCCUUGGUUAAGGAGAGGUAAGCCCAACCUUCCCAAAUUUCUCAAGAAUCUAACUGGCUUCAAUGCUUUUUGGUAUACCCACCACCUCUUCAUCAUUGUUUACGCCCUCCUAAUUCUACAUGGACUUCAGCUCUACCUGAUCAAGGAAUGGUACAAGAAGACGACCUGGAUGUAUUUGGCUGUUCCUCUUGCUCUUUAUACAUGUGAAAGAUUGAUCAGGGCAUUCAGAUCCAGUGUUGAGCCUGUUUCAAUACUAAAGGUGGCUGUUUAUCCCGGAAAUGUGUUGUCACUUCACAUGUCAAAGCCCCAUGACUUCACGUACAAAAGUGGGCAAUACAUGUUUGUCAAUUGUGGUGCUGUAUCUCCGUUUGAAUGGCACCCAUUUUCCCUUACCUCAGCACCUGGAGAUAAUUAUCUUAGUGUUCAUAUUCGAGCUCUUGGUGAUUGGACACAUCACCUCAUGGACAAGUUCUCAGAGGUGUGUAAACCAAGUGAUGAAAGUGGACUCCUCAAAGCUGACUUCUUGCAAGGAGAUAGCAAUCCAAUUCCAAAUGUUCCAAGAGUGUUGAUUGAUGGUCCAUAUGGAGCUCCAGCACAAGACUACAAGCAAUAUGAGGUGGUGUUGCUAGUAGGGCUAGGAAUUGGGGCAACCCCAAUGAUCAGUAUUAUGAAGGACAUAGUGAACAACACCAGGGCCCUGGACGAGGAGGAGGAGAAAGCAGUAGGAGCAAGUAGAGUGGAUGAUUUUAAGACUGCGAGGGCAUACUUUUACUGGGUGACAAAGGAGCAGGGAUCGUUUGACUGGUUCAAAGAGGUCAUGAACGAGAUGGCGGAACUGGACAACAGGGGAGUGAUUGAGCUUCAUACUUAUUGCACCAGCGUCUAUGAAGAGGGUGAUGCCCGUUCUGCUCUCAUUGCCAUGUUGCAGUCCCUCAAUCAUGCCAAGAAUGGGGUCGAUAUCGUCUCUGGUACACGUGUCAAGUCUCACUUUGCCAGGCCCAAAUGGCGCAAUGUAUACGAACGCAUUGCCUCUAAUCAUAAACAUUCCAGAGUAGGGGUCUUUUACUGUGGGCCAGCAGCGCUCACGAAAGAGUUAAGCCAACUAGCAACCGAUUUCUCUCACAGUGACAACAGCUCCACCAAAUUUGAUUUCCAUAAAGAGAAUUUCUGACCACAGUCGGAAAUGGACGUUAGCUACAAGUACUGGAUAACGAUUGCCCUUUCCAUCCCCACCAGGAUGAUCCCACUCUGUGUCUCAUACUCAUGUACCAAGUUUCUCAGUUUCUGGCCGCUUUGAUCGUUUUUCUUCCUUUCUUUUCCAACUUUUAUUUUAUGUUUGCCAUGUAGAUUUUGGGGUUUGUUUGCAUACUACUUAUUUCCUGCAAACUGAAAACUUAUGGCUGAAAACACUAUACCAAAAUAAUUUUUAAAUGUGUGAA
Quercus lobata is the source of this 3116-nucleotide messenger RNA. RefSeq names its product respiratory burst oxidase homolog protein C-like. The record is from RefSeq and is a predicted model, not a curated record. Lineage: Eukaryota; Viridiplantae; Streptophyta; Magnoliopsida; Fagales; Fagaceae. The transcript has 12 exons. The coding region runs from base 170 to 2848 and encodes 892 amino acids. Gene Ontology annotation, cellular component: plasma membrane. Gene Ontology annotation, molecular function: calcium ion binding; peroxidase activity; NAD(P)H oxidase H2O2-forming activity.